AUGAGAGCUUGCAGAGUAGCUUCUCACGCUCGCGCGUCUCUUACAGCGCAGAGAUGCUCCUCGGUCGCCCGCCAGCAAUGGCGUUACGCCAGCGGAGGUUCUCAUCGAGCUGGUGAGAAGUCGGGACUGAGGAAAGCAGUGCCCUUGCUCCUUACAGCUGGAGUCGGUGGCGGUCUUUACUAUCUGGACGAUUCUAUGAACGGGCCUCUCAAGCAGUUGCUCAGCGGCGAGAGCAAGCAGGAAGCUGAGCCCCGCAAGCCAAAGUACCAAAAAGCAGAAAUCGAAUUCGAAAAGGCUAGGAAGCAUUCCGAAUCAGCAGAGGAGAAUCGCGAUCUUAUCAGCUCUCAGCACGUCCAGGUCAAGAAGAGCUGGGAGAACCCUGGCGUUUAUGCUUGGGGCUCCAACGUUGGCAAAGUCAUUGACCCCAACUCCAAGGAGAACGUCGUCAAGCUUCCAAGGAGGAUCUCCUACUUUGAUGGCCAGCUGUUGCGGGACAUCAAGCUCACUCAGGGGUUUGGCGCCGCCGUCACGGAAAAGGGUGACGUUGUGCAGUGGGGAUUGGAUUUUUCGAAGAAGGACCCUACGCCUCAGGAGACUCUCAAGGGCAAGGACAUUUCCAAGAUUGCUGUCUCCAACGACCGCAUCAUUGCUCUUUCAUCAAAUGGCUCGGUUUACUCUCUUCCAGCAUCCCGUAGCGACCAAGAGGUCGGCGCAAAGUUGGAGCCUCAGUCGCAGUCAUCAUCCUGGAUCCCCUUCUGGAGCUCGAACGGGCCCGAGAGUGUCAACUUCAGAAACCUGACACCCAAAUCUCUGGGCCGCGGUGAAAAGGUGGUGGACAUCAAGAGCGGUCUGCAGCACUGCCUGCUCCUGACGUCCCAGGGACGCGUCUUCUCCGCCGCUGCCAGCACGUCUGAGUUCCCAUCCAAGGGCCAGUUGGGCAUUCCGGGCUUGACCUGGGCGACGCGCCCCAAGGGUCCCUACGACCAGCCCCAUGAGAUCAGCGGUCUCUCCGGGUUCAAGAUUGCCAAGAUCGCCGCCGGUGACCUUCACUCGGUUGCUCUGGACCAGGACGGAAAGAUUUUCACCUUUGGCGACAACACGUUCGGCCAGCUCGGAUUCCCCUACGACGCGACCUACCAGAAGCUGGAUGUACCGUCCCUCCUGCCCAUUGCGAAGCUCUAUGCCAAUAGCGGACUGGUCCCGAAGAUCACGUCCGUUGCCGCUGGAGGACUGAACACCUUUUUCACAGUGGACGCUACCGAGUCCGGCAAUCAGAACACCAGCGGCGACGUCUCCCCUUCACGCCGCAUGCCGCGUGUCACGGCGGAUCUUUGGGCCUGCGGACAAGGCGUUCUGGGAGCCCUGGGAACCGGCAAGUGGACACACGUCACUCCUGGCCCAGUCAAGGUCAAGGCCCUCUCGUCGCUCUUUGAGUUUGACGAGAAGUCCAACGGCAUGGCGCCCAUCCGCCUGUCCAAUAUUUCCGUCGGCAGCACGCACGUGUCGGCGACAAUGGACAACGUCACGCGAACAGGCGCCGGAUCCAAGGGCUCUGAGAGCGACACCAACUGGGGCGCGGAUGUGCUCUUCUGGGGCGGCAACGAGCACUACCAGUUGGGAACCGGCAAGCGCAACAACCUCAAUACGCCGAGUUACAUUGGUACGCUGGACGGCGGCGCGAGCGAUGCGCUCAUGGGCCGCGGCGGCGAGAUGCACCGGUUCCAGCUGACGCCCCGGCAAACGGUCCGGCUGGGCGAGGAUGGCAAGGGUAGGAAGGUGAGCUUGGAGCAGAGGGUGGAGUGUGGGCGGUUCGUGACGGCCGUCUACUCGGGCGUCUAG
Molecule: messenger RNA, 1839 nt
Organism: Colletotrichum truncatum
Lineage: Eukaryota; Fungi; Ascomycota; Sordariomycetes; Glomerellales; Glomerellaceae
Product: mitochondrial protein
Biological process (GO): mitochondrial respiratory chain complex III assembly
Cellular component (GO): mitochondrial inner membrane
Source: RefSeq, a predicted model, not a curated record